UGUGUUUAGCUCAGUAAAACAAAUAAAUAAUUGAUUAAUUAAAAAAAAAACAACAAUGCGACGGUUUUAAUUCGCCUGUAAUAGUUACAGGUCUGCCGUAAAACGCGUUGGAUUUUUUUGUUUUUGUUUUAAGGCGACGUUAUUCAGAGAGCGAUGUUGCCACCGUGACGAGACGAGUUCCUCCGUUCAACAUCCGCAGUUUCGGUUCCCUCACAAAGCGAAGACCACCUCCGAACCCCCCCCUCCUCCUCCCUUCUCUUUGUUUAAGUCCGGUUGACGCGACCGGCUGAACCGCGGGCAGAGUGGCAUGUGGGUCAAUUCCGGAACCGUCGGAAGGGCCCUCUCCAUGGAUAUAGAUACGGACUAUGAGCGGCCCAAUGUGGAAACCAUUAAGUGUGUGGUGGUAGGGGAUAAUGCGGUAGGCAAGACCAGGCUCAUCUGUGCUCGGGCCUGCAAUGCCACCCUCACACAGUACCAGCUGCUUGCCACCCAUGUGCCAACCGUCUGGGCCAUCGACCAGUACCGCGUAUGCCAGGAGGUGUUGGAGCGAUCUCGCGAUGUAGUGGAUGAAGUUAGCGUGUCCUUGAGGUUAUGGGACACCUUUGGGGAUCAUCACAAGGACAGGCGGUUCGCCUAUGGCAGGUCUGAUGUGGUGGUGCUGUGUUUCUCUCUGGCUAACCCCAACUCCCUGCGCCACGUUCGCACCAUGUGGUUCCCAGAAAUCAAGCACUUCUGCCCCCGGACGCCCAUCAUCCUGGUUGGCUGCCAGCUGGAUCUGCGCUACGCUGACCUGGAUGCUGUCAACCGUGCACGACGACCCCUAGCCAAACCCAUCAAACCCACAGAUAUUCUUCCUCCAGAAAGAGGCCACGAGGUUGCAAAGGAGCUUGGGAUUCCCUACUAUGAGACCAGCAUUGUUGCCCAGUUUGGAGUCAAAGACGUCUUUGACAAUGCCAUCCGAGCUGCUCUAAUCUCCCGCCGCCACCUGCAGUUCUGGAAGUCCCACCUAAAGAAGGUCCAGAGACCGCUUCUCCAAGCACCCUUUCUGCCUCCUCGGCCCCCACGCCCCAUAGUAGGCAUCCCAGACCCCCCUCCCACAUGUGGUGAGGGCCCAGACUCUCUCUUCUGCCAUCCGCUGUGUGCAGAUGUUCUCUUCCUCCUGCAGGAUGGUGCUACUCGCGUCUUCGCACACAAAGUGUACCUUGCCACUUCCUGCUCCAAAUUCUACGAUCUCUUCACCCUCGAUCUUGGUGGGUCAUCGUUGGGGCUGCAAGGGGAUGAUCAGGAGAGUGAGGAGCAUUCGGAGAGCGGAGAUGAAGAUGAGCAGUGCAGGCGGGAAGCCAAGGAGCAGGCUGGCCGCACGAAGAGUCUGGACAUUGACAAGGAUGGAACAGAUGGAGGAGUGGCAGGAUUGAACCAACCUCUGCUACUCCAGCAGGGCUCCUUGAGGACUUCUCAAAGUGAUAAUGCCCUUCCCUCUAAGGCCGAGUGCUCCCUGGGAGCAUUUGGAAUGGGUCGCGCCCUUUCUGGGUGGGGAAGGGGCUUCAUGAGUGUGUGCCUGGAGCAUAUUGAUGACCCGAUGACUGGACGGCCGCGACUCAUGACUGUGGUGGCCAUGGAUGAGCUUAUUCAGGAAGAACCAUUCCAGGCAGUGCUGCAGUAUCUAUACACAGGCAGUCUAGACGAGGAGCGAAGGGACCUGAUGCAGGUGGCCACCAUCGCUGAGCUACUUGAGGUGUUUGACCUGCGGAUGAUGGUGGCUAAUAUUCUGAACAGAGAGAGCUUCAUGAACCAGGAGAUCACCAAGGCUUUCCAUGUCCGCAGGGCCAACCGCAUCAAGGAGUGUCUUAAUAAGGGGACCUUUGCUGAUGUGGUGUUCCGAUUGGACGACGGCUACUUUCCGGCCCACAAGCCCUUGCUCAUCUCCAGCUGUGAUUGGAUGGCUGCAAUGUUUCGUGGAUCCUUCAUGGAGAGCUACAUUGAGGAGGUAUCCAUUCCCAACACCAGUAGUGCCUGUAUGCGUGGGGUGCUGGAGUUCCUGUACUGUGGCAUGCUGACACCAUGUGCUGGUUUGGAGCCUAUGGAACUGAUUGUACUGGCCAACCGUCUUUGCUUGCCACGCUUGGUCGCUCUCACAGAGCAGCACGCUGUGGACGAACUGCUCCAGGUGGCAGUGAAAGGGACAGAUAUUGACGGACAGGUGUUGGCUUACCUUGAGGUGGCUCAGUUCCACAAUGCCAAGCAACUGUCGGUCUGGUGUCUCCAUCACAUCUGCACUAAUUACAAUAGCAUCUGCCGCAAGUUUCCCAAAGACAUGAAGGCCAUGUCUCCAGAGAACCAGAGGCACUUUGAGAAGCAGCGUUGGCCUCCGGUGUGGUUCCUGAAAGAGGAGGACCGCUACCUGCGCUCUCAGAAGGAGAGGGAGCGUGAGGAGGAGAUCUUACGCAAGCAGCACACCAAGAGGGGCUGGUGCUUCUGGAGACACUCGUCCUCCUCACCACACGUCUCCUAAACGCUCCCUCCAUCUCUCCCUCGGCUUCUCGGCUCUCGUCCCAGGAUGAUCCCCCUCUUAGACACACAGAGGAGGUUUGCCCUGUACCCUGCCACUAGAGAAUUGACUCUCUGUGCUGCAAUAUCUGAAUGUCGGCGUGCGUGAGAGCGCGCAUGUUUGAGUGUGUUUCUUUAUAUUUGUGUGCGGGUUUUAUCUGCUUGUGUGACUGACGGGGGUUUAAGUGAGUGGUGUGGUUGUGGGCGGUGAGUGUGUGAUUUUGGUGAGUGAGUGGGUAUGUACGUGAUUCUCCAGAUUGAGUGCUUCGCUACUUCCCAGGCGCCGUGAUCCCACCCAGGGCCUCUGGUGUGGCAGUGCAGCCCCCUUGUACCUUCCACAGAAGAUCCAGUCCUUAACAGCAAUGUGUCCCCAAACACUGAGUCAUUGGAUUGGGAGCGAGGGCUCUCUAUCUUUAUCCGUCUUCAUCCUUCUCAUGGAUCUUGUUGACUAUUGCACAGUGACCAGUGCUACUCCCUUGCUGGGACGUUACCUCUGCCUUCACUUCUUUGCUGACGUUAGCUUGCACAUGCAGAGCCAUGUCCAAAAACCAUGAACUGACUUCGACAACAUAAUUAUUGUUUUUUUUUUGUUUUUUUUUUGUAUAAGUAUUGUAUGGGGUAAAUGACACACUACUUCCAGGAUGUGUUGAUGACCCUGAUGUUUGCCAUCACAGCAACAGAGAUGAGACUAUAAAGGGUAGAGACCAGGUAUAGGCGUUGGCCUUAAACGCUCUGCCAACAACAAAUGCAUGUCUCUAACCACGUUUCCUGUCCAUUAAAGACUACCCUAAAGCUGAACGGGGGUUAGAAACCAGGAGAUAUGGGCAUGGCUGUUGGCCUCCAGUAUGGUCUUAAUGGUUCUCAGUAUCCACCCCUUACCCUGCCAGAUGCAUCCAUACACCGUGCAAAGGAGUAACAACAGCAUUCACACACCCAGUCCUGUUUCAUUGACGCUCACUAAACGCUUCAGCAAACCGAACAGGGCUAUCCAGAGCUGAUACCACUGUCACGGAGGAAUGACGGAUGCGGUAUUGAACAGAUGCAUUCUUAAAUGUCCAUGACCACUAGGAUAAGUUGAAGUUCCUCAGCCAGCCUGCCUUUACACCCCUAUACCACUAGGGGCAGCACUGCUCAGGGCCCCCCCUCCCCCCUCCCCCGGCUCCUACCUAAGCAUCAGGAGCUAACAGGAAUUUUUACACUUGUGAUUUCUAUCGUCUAGUUUCCGUAGUGUCACUUUUAAAGGUGCACAGUAGCCUUGUAUCAUCCUAACAAAGUGUUGAGAGAAAGCAGAGUGUUAAAAGUGCAUUUAAACCUCUAACCUGCCUAUACAUUUUUACCUGACACUGAAAACCAAAGUGGUCAUUUUUAUUUCACCUCCAUUUUUCAAAAAAAAAAAUUUUUUUUUUUCUUUCUGCUUCACCUGCUAUCCUAAAAAAGGCAGGAGGAGGUGAGAAGGAGAGAGGGAGGUGGUUUAUGGGAAAGUGAGGCGGCGUAUGACUGGUUAUCUCUCCCCCGUGGUGUUCGGUCUGUUGUCAGGUGAAAAUGAAGUGUCACCGCAAGAUGCUGCCUUCUGUUCCUCUUUCUGGAAUCGAAAAUGGUGCUUAUGACACAAUAAGGUAGUGUCUG
Messenger RNA from Lampris incognitus (smalleye Pacific opah), 4173 nucleotides. It is a transcript of the gene rhobtb4, whose product is annotated as Rho related BTB domain containing 4. Gene Ontology annotation, biological process: small GTPase-mediated signal transduction. Gene Ontology annotation, molecular function: protein binding; GTPase activity; GTP binding. The coding region runs from base 308 to 2512 and encodes 734 amino acids. NCBI's taxonomy places the organism in Eukaryota, Metazoa, Chordata, Actinopteri, Lampriformes, Lampridae. The record is from RefSeq and is a predicted model, not a curated record. The transcript has 11 exons.